Messenger RNA from Trichoplax adhaerens, 624 nucleotides. RefSeq lists its product as uncharacterized. Gene Ontology annotation, biological process: vacuolar transport. NCBI's taxonomy places the organism in Eukaryota, Metazoa, Placozoa, Uniplacotomia, Trichoplacea, Trichoplacidae. The record is from RefSeq and is a predicted model, not a curated record. Bases 1 to 624 code for a protein of 207 amino acids. The transcript is spliced from 7 exons.
AUGGCUAUUGGACAAAUUAAAGCAUUCAUGGCUAUAUUGCAAACAAAAAUCGACCAUCACAGCCAGCUUAUGAAAAGCCAUAAAGAAAGGGCUUUAAAAUAUUGGAAAGAUAACAUGAAGGACUCGGCUAGAGCGUCGUUAUCAACUAGUAAGCGACAUCAACAAAAUGUCCACAAGUGUGAACUGAAUUAUCAAAAUUUAUCCAUGCAUUUACAACUUAUUGAUGAUGCCAUUUCAAAUGGCCAGAUAUUGAAAGUAUACGAAAUUACUACAAAAGCUCUAAAUCGCAUAACAACAAAAAAUGAAGAUUUGUCUAGCGAAAACAUUGCAAAAAUUCUAACCGAUUUCGAUAUUGCAAUGGAUGAUAUCCAAGAGAUGAACGAUAGUAUUACUGGAGAUCAUUCACUAAAUCAAUCAGAAAUGGACGAAUUAAAUAAAGAACUGCAAAAUUUUGAACUGGAAGAUACAGAUAAAAUAGAAAAGGUCUGUGAAAAACCUAUCGACGAUGGCUUGCAGGAUUCUACGCCUACUGUGCCAUCGCCUAUACAGACUACCGCAACUCCAUCUAUAAAACCAAGGAAGAUUACGGCAAAAGUAGCCCGUGCUAGUCUUGUCGAAAGUUAA